Prunus dulcis (almond) is the source of this 867-nucleotide messenger RNA. RefSeq names its product umecyanin-like. Bases 67 to 606 code for a protein of 179 amino acids. Gene Ontology annotation, molecular function: electron transfer activity. Gene Ontology annotation, cellular component: plasma membrane. Lineage: Eukaryota; Viridiplantae; Streptophyta; Magnoliopsida; Rosales; Rosaceae. The transcript has 2 exons. The record is from RefSeq and is a predicted model, not a curated record.
UGGCAUAUCUAAUUCACAUUGCAAUUUGCAAACACACUUCUACUCCAGCAUAGUUCAGAAGGGCAAAUGGGCAGCCGCAGCAGGGGGAUGAUGAACAAGAUGAAUAUGGUGAUGGCUUGCUUCGUGGUUAUGGCGGUAGCUUUUCCUUCAUUAUUGAAUUUGAAAGGUGCAACUGCAGAAGAUUAUGUUGUUGGUGACAGCUUCGGCUGGGCUGUUCCCCCGAACACCUCUUUCUAUUCCGAAUGGGCUGCCUCAAAGACGUUUCAGAUAGGAGAUGGACUUGUAUUCAAUUGGACUGGAGACCACAACGUGGGCGGAGUGGCAUCAAAAGAAGAAUACGAUAACUGCAUUGACCCAGGGAUCGUGUUCGGCCCUGGAGUGAGGAUCGCAAUCAAUUCUACUGAUUCACUUUACUUCAUCUGCACUGUUGGUGAUCACUGCGAGCGAGGCCAAAAGGUCACCAUCACCGUUGGAUCAGCAGCCAACAACUCCUCUCCUCCUCCACCACCACCACCACCCUCCUAUGCUUCAUCUCUCACUCCAACUACUCUCGGCUCUUUCAUCAUCUCCACACUAGUUGCCAUUUCUUUCCUUAAUCAUUCUUAAUAAAUUCGUUGUCCUAUAUUUAAUUUAAAACUAUGUUCCUUUUAUUUAGUAUAGUUUGAUCAUAUUCAUAUUUAUCAUUACAAUAACAUGAUGUUAUGCAUCAACGCAGUAUUGUAUUGUACAAUUAUUUUGAAUAAAAGUGAUACGUGUGUAGAUUGUAAGACCAAACGAAAUGUAAUGCACGCUUGCUUGGCAAGGGUUUCAACUUUGAAGUUUGAACAUGGCGUUUUUCUUUUCUGGGCAUAAUUCCAAUGCUUGGUU